Messenger RNA from Penicillium argentinense, 285 nucleotides. RefSeq lists its product as uncharacterized. NCBI's taxonomy places the organism in Eukaryota, Fungi, Ascomycota, Eurotiomycetes, Eurotiales, Aspergillaceae. The transcript is spliced from 2 exons. The coding region runs from base 1 to 285 and encodes 94 amino acids. The record is from RefSeq and is a predicted model, not a curated record.
AUGCCUAAAGCAUAUUUCGACCGUGACCCUAUAACCCUACAAGAAGGAAGCCACGUUGGUGCUCAGAUUGGUGGCAAAAUGGUUGAGCCCGAUGGAACGGAAUUUGUUACUGGGGACGUUGAACGGGUCAUUAUCUAUAAAACUCCAAAUUCCACUGUUGAGCUCAAGUGUACGCAAGAUGUCCAGUUUUUGCCUGGCGAACAGGUUAUUUUACAACAGCUCGAUCCUGUUAGUUAUGCUGCUAUAGGCAUGAAAAGUGGAAAGGAAGUUGAGUUUAAGGAGUAA